Molecule: messenger RNA, 2520 nt
Organism: Cucurbita maxima (winter squash)
Lineage: Eukaryota; Viridiplantae; Streptophyta; Magnoliopsida; Cucurbitales; Cucurbitaceae
Product: cellulose synthase-like protein D1
Exons: 6
Coding region: 160-2520 (786 amino acids)
Biological process (GO): cellulose biosynthetic process; plant-type primary cell wall biogenesis
Cellular component (GO): trans-Golgi network; plasma membrane
Molecular function (GO): cellulose synthase (UDP-forming) activity; mannan synthase activity
Source: RefSeq, a predicted model, not a curated record
AAAUUCAACGUCCUCGAUUGCUUCUUCCACAUUUACGGAUCGCCGAUUUUCAUGGUCUAAGUACUUUUGGAAUCUGUUGCAUUGAAAUUUGACGCGAUGAAGCGUUUGUGAUUGAAUUAUAACCAGAAAAACAGGAACAGAUAGAAUCGAUAUAUAUAAAUGGCGACUUUAAGCCCGAGGAAGACGCUUACGAAUUCACCGUCUUCUUCAGGACGACCACCACAGGCGGUGAAGGUUUCUCGCCGGACGUCAAGUGGACGAUUCGUAAGUCUAUCUCGCGACGACGAUUUAGACAUGUCAGGCGACUAUUCCGGUCAAACUGAUUACAUAAACUACACCGUUUUAAUGCCUCCGACGCCUGAUAAUCAGCCAGGAGGAGGAACGGGUUCAGAUUCCAAAUCGGACGGUACUGCUACGACUCGAUUCGGAUCUGAGGCUCGAGGAUUGAUCAGGCGAGUCGGAGAUUCGGAUCCGAAUGGCGGAGGCGGCGAUGGUGAUGCCGCGAAGGAUAGGAGAAUGUCGGUGAUGAAAUCGUCGAACAAUAAAUCGAUGCUGUUGCGAAGCCAAACGUCUGAUUUCGAUCACAACCGCUGGUUGUUCGAAACAAAAGGAAGAUACGGAAUCGGAAAUGCGUACUGGCAGGAUGGAGAACAGGAUCAAGGCUAUGUUUCGGAAGGGAUGAGCAUGGCGGAUUUCAUGGACAAUCCAUGGAGGCCGCUCACGAGGAAAGUUAAAGUCCCGCCAGCUAUUCUGAGCCCCUACAGGCUCUUGGUGUUCAUUCGAAUGGUAGUAUUGGCGUUCUUUCUUGCAUGGCGAAUCCGAAACCCAAACCCUGAUGCAGUGUGGCUAUGGGGAAUGUCUAUUGUUUGUGAGGUGUGGUUUGCUUUCUCAUGGCUUUUGGAUAUUCUUCCAAAGCUCAACCCUAUAAACCGAGCCACCGACCUCGCUGCGCUUCGUGAAAAGUUCGAUAAGCCGACUCCGACCAACCCGUCUGGGCGGUCCGACCUUCCCGGAGUCGACGUGUUUGUGUCCACCGCCGACCCAGAGAAGGAACCACCACUCGUCACGGCUAACACUAUUCUCUCAAUCCUGGCCGUUGAUUACCCCGUGGAAAAGCUGUCGUGCUACAUUUCGGACGAUGGUGGCGCCAUACUUUCGUUUGAAGCCAUGGCGGAGGCUGUUAGGUUUGCGGAGGUAUGGGUACCGUUUUGCCGAAAGCACAACAUAGAACCCAGAAAUCCAGACAGUUACUUCAACAUAAAAACGGAUCCAACCAAGAACAAGAAGCGGCGGGAUUUUGUGAAGGACCGCCGGUGGAUAAAGAGAGAGUACGACGAGUUUAAGGUCAGAAUCAACGGGCUACCGGAAGGCAUUAAAAAGAGGAGUGAUAUGUACAACUCCAGGGAGGAGGCCAAGGAGAAAAAACUGGCUCGAGAUAAGAACGGCGGCGAGACACCGGCCGAGCCGGUCAAGGUCACCAAGGCCACCUGGAUGGCCGACGGCACCCACUGGCCUGGAACUUGGAUUAAUUCAACCGCCGACCACUCCAAGGGCGACCACGCUGGCAUUUUGCAGGUAAUGACAAAGGUACCAGAAAACGACCCAGUUAUGGGAGGUCCGGAUGAGAACAGAUUGGACUUCACAGGAAUUGACAUAAGAAUUCCAAUGUUUGCAUACGUGUCACGUGAGAAACGGCCUGGUUAUGACCACAACAAGAAGGCUGGAGCCAUGAAUGCCAUGGUUCGAGCCUCGGCAGUGCUAUCAAAUGGGCCUUUUAUUCUCAAUUUGGAUUGUGACCAUUAUUUCUACAACUGUCAAGCUAUAAGAGAGGGAAUGUGCUUCAUGAUGGAUCGAGGUGGCGACAGGAUUUGUUACAUUCAAUUCCCUCAGAGAUUUGAAGGCAUCGAUCCCUCUGAUCGUUAUGCCAACCACAACACUGUCUUCUUUGAUGGAAAUAUGAGGGCAUUGGAUGGUCUUCAAGGCCCAGUGUAUGUGGGAACUGGUUGCAUGUUCAGGCGAUAUGCACUGUAUGGCUUCAACCCACCAAGAGCAAACGAGUACACAGGCAUGUUUGGGCAAGUCAAAUCCGCAGCCAGAACUAAUUAUCAACCUCAGUCUGAGGAAGAUGAUUCUGACGCUCACCCUUUGACGGAUCACCCUGAUUUGGACCUCCCUAAGAAGUUUGGAAGCUCUACCAUAUUUACAGACUCCAUCCCUGUAGCUGAGUUCCAAGGCCGCCCUCUCGCCGAUCACGUCUCUGUCAAGAACGGUCGACCCCCUGGUACCCUGCUCAUGCCUCGUCCACCUCUUGAUGCCCAAACUGUAGCUGAAGCAGUUGCUGUUAUCUCAUGUUGGUACGAGGACAAGACCGAAUGGGGUGAAAGAAUUGGGUGGAUUUACGGGUCAGUGACAGAGGAUGUGGUGACUGGUUACCGUAUGCACAAUCGAGGGUGGCGGUCAGUUUAUUGUAUCACCAAGCGCGAUGCCUUUCGGGGCACUGCACCAANAAAAAGCUAUUAG